Aphanomyces astaci is the source of this 306-nucleotide messenger RNA. RefSeq lists its product as hypothetical. The transcript has a single exon. The record is from RefSeq and is a predicted model, not a curated record. The coding region runs from base 16 to 249 and encodes 77 amino acids. NCBI's taxonomy places the organism in Eukaryota, Oomycota, Saprolegniomycetes, Saprolegniales, Verrucalvaceae.
CGCAGGUAGGGCACCAUGCCAAUGUCUGCGGCGCCACUUCGCCGCAGCUUCGCCUCGACGGAUCUGUCAUCGUUGGCGCGAUCGUUUGAAGAAGACGAGUACGCGUCACCUCCUGCGAUAUACCUUCUCCCCCCCAGAGCUCCGAUGAAGCGCCGGGUUGGCGCCCCUUGCUAUGCCGUCCACGAUCGCCGUGUUCGCCAGCGACCUUCCUUCAAGGACCUCGGCGGACCCGACGCCACCAUUGUCUGACCUUUUUUUGUGCUUUUGUCCCGUUUUGUGCCCUGUAAUUCAAGACAUUUUCCAGUA